AUGGCUAUUCCAGACCUCGUCGAACCUGAGACGAGGCCAGUUGACCCGACGAUACUAUUGCAAACAUGGGUGGUGGAUCCAGAGAUCCGGGUCAGAGAUAAUCCAGAAAAGAUGGCCGAGACCUCGAUUGCGGCGAGUCCAUCGGCCGCGGGUAAAAGAGAAUGA
Arabis nemorensis is the source of this 165-nucleotide messenger RNA. The record is from the annotation of a GenBank genome assembly. Lineage: Eukaryota; Viridiplantae; Streptophyta; Magnoliopsida; Brassicales; Brassicaceae.